This is a messenger RNA of Portunus trituberculatus (swimming crab), 1565 nucleotides long. It is a transcript of the gene Stoml2, whose product is annotated as stomatin-like protein 2, mitochondrial. The record is from RefSeq and is a predicted model, not a curated record. The transcript is spliced from 8 exons. NCBI's taxonomy places the organism in Eukaryota, Metazoa, Arthropoda, Malacostraca, Decapoda, Portunidae. Gene Ontology annotation, cellular component: membrane. The coding region runs from base 255 to 1307 and encodes 350 amino acids.
AGAAAGCUUCCCGCAACACGCCUCCUAGGAAGAGUCCAGCAGCAGCUGAUGUAACGCAGAGUGUGGACCCGGGGACAUCAGAGAGCAAGUAGAAGACAAACGACAGAAAAGUAUUGGACAACAACAAAGAAGACAAGUAAAGAGAAGGAAGAAAACAUUAGAGCCAAACAGUGAAAUACUUAAGGGAGUUGCGAUAUUAGGCAACACUCCACAGCAAGCAGUGAAGUUGUGCUGAAGCUUCUGUGUGCUGCAGCAUGUUGGCCUCCACGCUGAGAACAGCAGCCAGACCGUGCAGGAGUGUGCUGCAAUCUCGAGUGCAGUCGGUGCUGACACAGGCAGUGCGGAUGCGCUCACACUUGCCACUCAACACUGUGGUGCUCUUCGUUCCGCAGCAGGAGGCGUGGGUGGUGGAGCGGAUGGGGAGAUUCCACCGAGUGCUGGAGCCUGGCAUCAAUGUGCUCAUUCCGCUGCUGGACAAGGUCAAGUAUGUGCAGAGCCUUAAAGAAAUUGCCAUUGAUGUGCCCCAGCAAGCUGCCAUCACCUCAGACAAUGUGGCACUCAACAUUGAUGGCGUGCUGUAUCUUCGCAUCAUUGAUCCUUAUCGAGCCAGUUAUGGUGUGGAGGACCCAGAGUUUGCCAUCACACAGCUUGCACAAACCACCAUGAGGUCUGAGUUGGGUAAAAUCUCUCUUGACUAUGUGUUCAGAGAGCGUGAGAGUCUGAACAUGAAUAUAGUGGAUGUGAUCAACAAAGCAUCUGAAUCUUGGGGAAUCACCUGCCUUCGUUAUGAGAUUCGUGACAUCCGGCUGCCACCACGGGUGCAGGAUGCCAUGCAGAUGCAGGUUGAGGCUGAGAGGCGGAAGAGAGCAGCUAUCCUGGAGUCUGAGGGAGUGAGGGAGGCUGAGAUCAAUGUGGCUGAAGGCAAGCGCAAAGCUCGCAUCCUUGCCUCUGAGGCUGACAAGGUUGAGCAGGUGAACAAUGCCAAGGGUAGAGCUGAAGGUCUCAGUAUUCUGUGUCAGGCUUUGUCACAUAAGCAAGGCCUGAAUGCUGCCUCCCUUGCCACUGCCCAAUCUUAUAUUGAGGCAUUCCAGCACCUGGCCAAGCAAAACAACACCCUCAUCUUGCCGGCCAACGCAGGGGACGUUACUGGGGUGGUGGGCUCAGCAGUCACCAUGUACAAUGCUCUUGCCAAGACCAUGCAGGCAAACUCCAAAUACCAGGAGGAGGUGCCAGCUGAACCAACUCCUCCACCAUCUUUAUCAUCAUCACCAUUGCCAUUUUCUCAGAGUUUGCCCGAAGACCAAUAGGACUGCUUUUUUGUUCUCUCUCUCUCUCUCUCUCUCUCUCUCCAUUUUUAUUAUAUUUUCCUCUUUUUUUUCUUUUUUUUCCCCCAUCUGCUUUUCUGAUUUUUUGUAAUAGUGUUGAUUGAUUGUGUGAGUGUGUGCUUUUAACAGUAUGUACUGUAUAUCUCAGGUCUGUCAUUUCAGUACACACACACACGCACACCACACACACACACACACACACACACACACACACACACACACACACACACACACACACAC